Molecule: messenger RNA, 3509 nt
Organism: Triticum aestivum (bread wheat)
Lineage: Eukaryota; Viridiplantae; Streptophyta; Magnoliopsida; Poales; Poaceae
Product: putative receptor-like protein kinase At4g00960
Exons: 6
Coding region: 1682-3250 (522 amino acids)
Biological process (GO): protein phosphorylation
Cellular component (GO): plasma membrane
Molecular function (GO): ATP binding; protein serine/threonine kinase activity
Source: RefSeq, a predicted model, not a curated record
UCUUUUCUUCUAGCUUAUUCUGCAUCAAGCUUGAAACAGUUCAUGAUAACACCCCUGCUAUGUAGAAUGUAGCAAUUGUUUUUUCUUUUUUUCUUGAAACUUGCUGAUUAACUAGAGAUGGUUCUGCACUUUUCUAAUGGUCACACCUGGAAGAGUCUUUGCUAUGCAGGUUAUUUGCAUGAAGCACAAAGAGCAGAUCCAUAUCCAUGGCGUGUGUCUUCUCAAUCUUGUGUUAUUUCAUUUCAGCAUGUAUAACUGUCCCAAAACUGUUGUGCGUCUUUCGUCUUGGAAACCAUGUGUUUUAUUUAGCUAAAGUGAUGUGACCCGCGGUACCAUGAACAUAUUAUCAUAUGUGCACUUGGGAAACUGAGUGUGCUUCUUUUUUGUUAGAUAAGACUAGAAUCUAGCUGUCAGUGGUAUGGAUACAUUAUCUAUAAUGAUGUGUUAGCAUUCUCGCUAUUUGUUUUUUUGGAAGGCAAAAGUUGUUGUUUCCGAUUUGGGCCUCAAAUCACUGAUUGAUACAUUAUCUCAUGUGCUUUUGUACUGUUUAGUUCUCUUUGUUAUGUAAUGUGCGCUUAUAAUAUACCGUUUUCAUCUAGCCUAUUUUCUGACAAGCUUGAAAUAGUUCACGCUAACACCCCUGCUAUGUACUAGAAUGUAGCAAUCCCUUGCUUUUUUCUUCUUGAAACUCGUCAAUUCUAGGCACACAUUUUUUGUACCAAUAUUGCAAAUUUUAUGUAGAAUGUAGCGAUUGCUUGUUUCUUUCUUAAAACUUGUGGAUUGUAGAUGCACAUUUGUUUGUACUACAACAGCACAAACUGAAAGUUUAAGGUUCCAUUUUUAGGGCUUCAUUUUAGACCAUGCACCACAGUCCAGGGUCUAAAUAGGAUUUAUUUUCCCUUUGAAACAAUACACUUUACUUAUCGUUCACCAGCUCUGAUAGCAUUCGUAUGUAUAUUUUUGUAAAAACAAAUUUGGUUUUGUUUUACACGACAUGGUUAAGAACAACUCACCUAUGGCUGGUAACCCCAUCCCAAGAUCAAAGCCAGGUUUGACGCACUCUCGUGUCCCUAUAAAAGUGGAUUAGUUUUUCAGUAGGAGGCGACGUUCUUGUCGAUAGCAGGCGCUAUUGGGGACUUUGUCAAUCUUGAACAUCUGUAAAUGCAGUCAUCAGUAGACACUGUGUCAGUGUGUUUGUGUGUGAGCGCACACCUCUACGUUUUAGUUGGUAUUUCUUAAAAAUAAAGCAUCCAUUACGACAUUGAUUAUGAGAAAACCAAUCACUUCAAAAAGGAUCAUGAGAUAACCAACCAUUCGAAGCAAUGUCCCUUCAAGAUUUUUUUUGAGAGGUGAUUCUUUGUAUUUUUGGUAACUGUGGAAUUUGUGAUCUGUUUAUAACAAGGCAUGGUGGAGUAGUAAAUAGCUGGAUACUUAACCUCUCAACAUCCCACUAAGACCUAACUGACUUAAUGAAGGCUCAUCAGUGGCUUAAUUGGGACAGGUAGACUAAUCUAUCGUGAGCAUGACUGGUUUUACCCACACUUGUUUACUUGCAUGGUACUACUAUACUAGUUCAGGAACCUCCUAAGAUUUUUACUGCCAACUCAUGGAACCUCAUCCUAUGGUUUUUACCUUGUGGAGGUAUGCAAAAAGAAGAGGAUAAUGAAACUUUCCACUGCAAAUGCGCCCUUUAGAAGCCAGGAUAAAUAACUGCGCUGUUGCCCGGCCAGGCGCUGUGCCGACUGCCGGUGCCGGAAGAAGGAAAAACAAAGAUCCGGUAGGUGGACAUUUGGCAACUGCUGCUGCUGCUACUAGUAGAACCUUUCAGCCGGCCGCAGCCACCAUCGUCUCACUCACUCCCACUCCCCGCCCCCGCCAUUCUCACGUCUUUCUCCUCCCCCUCCUCCUCCCUUUUCACCACUUCAAGGUUCGUCAGGCAAUCACCGGCAGGGACCUUCCUCCGCUGGAGCAGCGCAUGGCGUCGCGGCGCGCCGCGCACCGCCGGCUCAUGGGCACGUCGUCGUCGUCGUCCCCGGCGCCGUCGGGCGACGGCGAGGCGGCUGCGGGGCGCGGGUCGAGCCAGGAGGCGAUGAAGAUAAUGGUGUCCGUGCUGGUGGUGGUCAUCUUCUGCACGCUCUUCUACUGCAUCUACUGCUGGCGCUGGCGGAAGCGCAACGCCGUGAGGAGAUCGCUGCUCCAGAGCCUGCGGCCGAUGUCGAGCUCCGACCUGCCGCUCAUGGACCUCGCCUCCAUCCACGCCGCCACCGACAACUUCUCCAAGGCCAACAAGCUCGGCGAGGGCGGCUUCGGCCCUGUCUACAGAGGCGUGCUGACGGGCGGGUCGGAGAUCGCGGUGAAGCGGCUGUCGGCGCGGUCGCGGCAGGGCGCGGCGGAGUUCCGGAACGAGGUGGAGCUGAUCGCCAAGCUGCAGCACCGCAACCUGGUGCGGCUGCUGGGCUGGUGCGCCGAGCGCGACGAGAAGCUGCUCGUCUACGAGUACCUCCCCAACCGCAGCCUCGACGCCUUCCUCUUCGACGCAAGCAAGAGCGCGCAGCUGGACUGGAAAACCCGGCACAGCAUCAUCCUGGGCAUCGCGCGCGGGCUGCUCUACCUGCACGAGGACUCGCUGCUCAAGGUCGUCCACCGGGACCUCAAGGCCAGCAACGUGCUCCUCGACAACAAGAUGAGGCCCAAGAUCUCCGACUUCGGCAUGGCCAAGAUCUUCGAGGACGAGUGCAUCGAGGUUAACACCGGCCGCGUCGUCGGAACCUACGGGUACAUGGCGCCGGAGUUCGUGAUGGAGGGCCUGUUCUCGGUGAAGUCGGACGUGUUCAGCUUCGGGGUCCUUCUCAUCGAGAUCCUCGGCGGCAAGCGGAACGGCGCGCUCUACCUCGAGGAGCACGAGCAGACCCUCAUCCAAGACGCAUGGAAGAGCUGGACGGAGGAGAAGGCGGCCGAGUUCAUGGACCCGGCGCUGGGGCGGGCCUACUCCAAGGAGGAGGCGUGGCGGUGCUUCCACGUGGGGCUCCUCUGCGUGCAGGACGACCCGGAGCUCCGGCCGACCAUGUCCAGCGUACUGCUCAUGCUCAUCAGCGACCACAUGGACCUGCCCGCGCCGGCCAGGCCGCCCAUGUUCACCCGGCUGAGGACCUUCCCGGCGGCGAUGAUCCCCUUCUCCACCAAGACCGAGUCCACCUUCUCGCCCCAGUCCAUCAACGACGUCUCCAUCACCGUCGUCGAGCCGCGAUGAGGUUGAUGGCGCCCUUUUGUUGUUGUGUACAUACUGCUAGCAGCUGAAAUGUUCUUCCAGAAGGCCGGCCGCCGUUGGAUUUUUGUAGUUAUGGUGAAAGUGCGUACACACCGCGGCACAAAGCUUCGUGCAGACGGUGACAGAGUGAGAUCCAUGGCGAAUUGGGUACACAUGAUUGGGUUGUUUUUCCCGUUGAUUAAUUCCUGUGUCAAGAAAAGAAAAGAACCCAUUGGCAUAGAAACAGUUCUUUUUUCCCUUC